Molecule: messenger RNA, 1639 nt
Organism: Dipodomys spectabilis (banner-tailed kangaroo rat)
Lineage: Eukaryota; Metazoa; Chordata; Mammalia; Rodentia; Heteromyidae
Gene: Pskh1
Product: protein serine kinase H1
Exons: 4
Coding region: 185-1459 (424 amino acids)
Biological process (GO): protein phosphorylation
Molecular function (GO): protein kinase activity; ATP binding
Source: RefSeq, a predicted model, not a curated record
GUGAUGACGCUACGACGCUGACGCCGGAGAAUGGCGGCGGCGGCGGCCGUGGCCGCGACCGGGAAACGGUCCGCUGAGCCACGGAGACGCCGAAGAGCCAGCCGCCCGCUCGAGGUGUAGACAGGGCACUGCCUGAGGAGCAGGUCCUGCCGCCCUCACUGGAGAGGAUGCCCCUGUGUCCGUGAUGGGCUGUGGGACAAGCAAAGUCCUUCCUGAGCCAACCAAAGAUGUCCAGCUGGAUCUGGUCAAGAAGGUGGAACCCUUCAGUAGUACUAAGAAUGAUGUGUGCAAGCACUUCAUCACAGAAGUGGAAAAUGUUGGUCCUUUCAAAGCUGGAUUUCCAGCUGCCAGUCAAUAUGCACAUCCUUCCCCCAGUGCCCCCACUAGCGGCCACACAGAGCCUCCCUCAGAACCACCACGCAGGGCCAGGGUGGCUAAGUACAGAGCCAAGUUUGACCCACGUGUGACUGCUAAAUAUGACAUAAAGGCUCUGAUUGGCCGAGGCAGCUUUAGCAGAGUGGUACGUGUGGAGCACCGAGCAACCCAUCAGCCAUAUGCCAUCAAGAUGAUUGAGACAAAGUACCGAGAAGGACGGGAGGUAUGUGAGUCUGAGCUGCGUGUGCUGCGCCGGGUCCGCCACGCCAACAUCAUCCAGCUGGUAGAGGUGUUCGAGACACAGGAGCGGGUGUACAUGGUGAUGGAGCUGGCCACCGGUGGUGAACUCUUCGACCGCAUCAUUGCCAAGGGUUCCUUCACUGAGCGGGAUGCCACAAGGGUUCUACAGAUGGUGCUGGAUGGUGUUCGGUAUCUGCAUGCCCUGGGCAUCACACACCGAGACCUCAAGCCUGAAAAUCUACUCUACUACCACCCAGGCACUGACUCCAAGAUUAUCAUCACUGACUUUGGCCUGGCCAGUGCCCGCAAGAAAGGUGACGAUUGCCUGAUGAAGACUACCUGUGGUACACCUGAGUACAUUGCGCCUGAGGUCCUAGUCCGCAAGCCUUACACCAACUCCGUUGAUAUGUGGGCACUGGGGGUCAUCGCCUACAUUCUGCUCAGUGGCACCAUGCCCUUUGAGGAUGACAACCGCACCCGGCUGUACCGGCAGAUACUCAGGGGCAAGUACAGUUACUUGGGGGAGCCCUGGCCCAGUGUAUCCAACCUUGCCAAAGACUUCAUUGACCGCCUGCUGACAGUGGACCCUGGAGCUCGGAUGACUGCACUACAGGCCUUGAGGCACCCAUGGGUGGUGAGCAUGGCAGCCUCUUCAUCCAUGAAGAAUCUGCAUAGAUCCAUCUCCCAGAACCUCCUCAAGCGUGCCUCCUCUCGCUGCCAAAGCACCAAGUCUGCCCAGUCCACACGUUCUAGUCGUUCCACACGCUCCAACAAGUCUCGCCGUGUGCGGGAGCGAGAGCUGCGGGAGCUCAACCUGCGCUAUCAACAGCAGUAUAAUGGCUGAACCACCAGCUGUGACUUAGAUAUGACACAGUCUCAGCCUCGCUGCUUUCUGCUGUGCCGUCUGAGAUCAGUACCCUCUCUGGAGGUAGGCCUCAUGGCUAGUGGUACGAAGAGAAUGUCUGGCUCCAGCCCCUUCUCUGUGCCUUAGUAAUCUCUGUCCUUACCAUGGGUAUGCCCCAGC